Messenger RNA from Alosa sapidissima (American shad), 2401 nucleotides. It is a transcript of the gene bicral, whose product is annotated as BRD4 interacting chromatin remodeling complex associated protein like. The annotation marks the transcript as partial. NCBI's taxonomy places the organism in Eukaryota, Metazoa, Chordata, Actinopteri, Clupeiformes, Clupeidae. The record is from RefSeq and is a predicted model, not a curated record. Gene Ontology annotation, cellular component: SWI/SNF complex. The transcript has 12 exons. Gene Ontology annotation, biological process: positive regulation of DNA-templated transcription.
AAAUGGUGAUAUUGGGUUUCAAGAGGAGUGAGACAGGAGUAUGGGUGUCAUGGACGAUGAAGAUGAUCGGCGGCUUCUGGAUAUCAUAGGAGACGUGCAGGCUUUGAAUGACUAUCUUCAUGGCUCCAAUAACAAAUCGAUUGAGGAGGAAGAUGUGACAAAUGCGGCGUAUGGCAACUCCAGCUCUUUUUUUACCGGCAGCACAGGUGGAUCCAGUGCUGGACUUAAGGACAACACAAAUCACCUGGGGGAGUUCGGCGAUGCCAGUGAGGCGGGCUUGCAGCUCUCCAACAGCCUGCAGUUUAUCGAGGAUGAACUGGGCGCGGAAGCGUCGCCCGGCGGGGUCGACCUUGGCGGCGAGGAGCAACCCUUCGACAUCCUUCAGAAGUCCCUAUUGGAGGCGGACAUCACCGAGCAGACGUUGGCGCAGGAGGCUCUCCUGGACUCUCAGCCGCCCCUCGCACCCCCCGUCACCACUACUGCCACCUUCCCCCCGCAGCUGGUCUCGGGGGGAUUCGGUGGUGUGGCGGGGUCAGGGGUAGUUGCCCCACUGCCUCUCUGCGGGGCUCAACCUCAGGCUUUCAUCCAGCAAGUCCCCCAGAUGCCAAUGCCAAACGGUCCCACGGGCCACAUCCAAGUGCUGGGGUCCUUCAACGGCAGCACACCCUCCAUGAUGGCCAUCAACAGCCUGGAGCGCCCUCAGAUACUGCUGAGGCCUACUGCGAACGCAGUGACAAGCACCAGCAACCAGGGGGAGAUGUUCGCCCCCACGGCCACCGGGCAGGUCUCUAUGCCCUUCAAGGGCUGUGGGACGUCCAUACCUGUCCAGAACAUUAUCAUCCAGAGGGGGCAUGGCCCUCAGGCACUGGUAAGGCCCAUUCAGCCCAAACCCUUGCAGCCGGGAGGACAGACUGUGUACAACAUUAGCAACCUGGGCCUCCAGCCCAACGCCACUGCCCCAGUCAACCCUGCAAGCGGGGCAUAUACGGCCAGCAGUUCCCCACAGGCGCCUCAGCAGGUGAAGGUGGUCAGUCAAGCCAGCAACAUUGUGCUUCACUCAACCCUUGGUCAGCAAGGUCAACAACAGCAGCAGCAGCAGCAGCAGCAACAACAGCAUCAGGCGAACGUGUCCACAGGGCAGUUUCUGUUGCCGAACUCCGUCUCGCUCACGCCCGGGUCGUCUGUGCAGAGCUUCCAGGCCGUGAAUGGACAGGUGUUGCAAACCAACGCGCAGCAGGUGGACCCGACCACCACGAUCACCACCACGUACUCCAUCUUGCCCACUCAGAGCGGGGCAGUCCAGCUCAUUGCUGGGCAGCACUUCACCGGCGGGCAGCUGAUCGUGAAUCAGGGGGUGGUGACGGCAGCAGCAGGGGCCACAGUGGGGCAAAUGUCCCCAAACAUGAUGACCCAGGUCCCUCAAAGGUCGAGUGGCAUCGGCGGCGGCGGCGUCGCUCCCAAAGUCUGGACGUGUGUCACGGCCAGCUUGACCUCCAGCCCCGCUCCCGUCCAGGUGAACGCGGCUCAGACACGGCUGACACUCGUCAGCUCGUCAGGGCAGGGCCUUCAGACGCGGCAGCAGGUGACGGUGGGCGCAGGACAGCGCCUCCUUGUGCCCGUGGCACAGAACGCAACGGGGAUCACGCAUGCCGGAGUGCAGGAGUUGCAGUUUGAGAUGCAGGCUCUUCCUCUGAGCCAGGAUUCCUCCAACACUCAGAAAGCACAGCCUCAGUUGGUCAGUUUGCUAGGUACCAAAGCUGCGAAAACAGUGCCCUCCAUCAAGCAGGAGACUCCCUGCCUGGCCACCACACAGCUCAACCUGCAGAAGAGGCCGGCACCUCAACAGCUCACGAGAGGGGGAAUGAUCCUGCAGCAACUAAGGCAGGACCACACCGGAGUCUUGGCUUCAGACCUUACCCCCUUCUCCUCGCUAGAUGACGUCAUGUACAGACUGUUGCCCUUCCACGUGUUCCAGGGAGCCCUGCCCAAUGAGGAGGAAUUCGCUAAAGUGGAUGAGGAGUUCGAGGCAGUGGCCACACAGGUUCUGAAGAGGACUCAAGCCAUGGUGAACAAAUACCGGCGUCUUCUCAUGGUGGAGGCUGAGCGAUCAAGUCCCUCUUCUGAGAUGGUGAUGAUUGACAGGACGUUUAAUCAAGAGGAGCGAAGCAACCUGACGCAGGACAAGCGCAUGGUCCUGGUCGACCCAGACGGAUUCUUGGACGAUUUCUGCUGCAUGCCCAAGCUGCCAGUCCCAAGCACCGGUCCCCAGGUGGAGCCAGCAGCUUUCCUCGCCGGGUCGCCCGCCUCUUUGGGGUCGCCCGCGUCUUUGGGGUCGCCCGCGUCUUUGGGGUCGCCUGCCGGCUACACGGGGAGACACGGGGGCAGGGGAAGAGGAGGAGGA